AAAAAAAAUAGGGUCGACGGGUCCUGAACCAGCUUUCAUUCACCAGCUCUAGUUCUUUUGUCUGGCUCAGAAUACCCGACGUUUGAAGUUUAAAAAGUUCAUCUCCGAACUUCUAAUCCCAUAUACUUCGCCUCGUCAUUGUGUCAUUGACAACCUUUCUUUGAUCUUCCGCAAACCCUACACUCUUUUGGUUCCUUGUCGCGUGGACUGCAGCUCGCGCUGCACAUCACAGGUUCAUCCAAUUCCUCUAUCUAUAGCCUAUCUAGCCCAGGUGGCGUAGAGGGUUCUUAUUGUUUGACUCAUUCUCUGUCUCUUGAUCAAGAUGGUGGACCAAACUCGGUCAAUGGAGUCCCGGACAGGACGGAAAAACCAACGUGAGUGCUUGUCCCUGGAGCACGUGGACCUAAUCGUGCCCCUCUCCAUACCCCGUUAGAACCAUGCGCGUCACCUUGAAUUUUAUUCCCUCCUUGCUAUCGUUGCCUAUGUCGCGCAUACCAUUGCUAACGUGUAUAUCAACGAUAGGGUAUGGAUCGAAAGGCGAACGUCUCGUGGCCGGUGUGGUUCCCUUGUCAACCGAUAAAUCACAGGUACUUAUGAUUCAAUCUGCGGGUCGAGGUGGCUGGGUGCUUCCCAAAGGUGGAUGGGAAACGGAUGAAGAAACUGCCCAACAAGCCGCUUGCAGAGAGGCCUGGGAAGAGGGAGGCAUAAUCUGCACAGUGCUUAGAGAUUUGGGAAUGAUCCCUGACAUGCGCCCGUCUACUCUACUGACGUCGCACGCACCAAAGGCAUCUUACCAAUUCUUUGAGGUCACCGUUGACCGUGAAGAAGCGCAAUGGCCAGAAAUGCAUAAACGAAAGCGUCAAUGGGUCUCCUAUGCGCAAGCCGCAGCUGCUCUUGCGAGCCGUCCAGAGCUCUUAGAGGCAUUGAAUCGCAGUUCCAUGAAGCGGUAGCGACUGCCUUACCUUGCCUGACUUUCCGUUCCCGGAUCUGAAUAGGCGAGGAACCUCUGGAAGAUCAUCUUCGAUCUCUUGGUCUUCCCGUUACGACUUGACGUGAUUCUUUCCUUUCUCCCUGACAAAAUAUUUCCCACAUCGGUUUACCUUCUUGCUUGCCUUCUCUUGUCUGAACAUCCUUUUUU
This is a messenger RNA of Aspergillus pseudotamarii, 1138 nucleotides long. RefSeq names its product NUDIX hydrolase. NCBI's taxonomy places the organism in Eukaryota, Fungi, Ascomycota, Eurotiomycetes, Eurotiales, Aspergillaceae. The record is from RefSeq and is a predicted model, not a curated record. Gene Ontology annotation, molecular function: bis(5'-adenosyl)-hexaphosphatase activity; diphosphoinositol-polyphosphate diphosphatase activity; endopolyphosphatase activity. Bases 438 to 950 code for a protein of 170 amino acids. The transcript has a single exon. Gene Ontology annotation, biological process: diphosphoinositol polyphosphate metabolic process; adenosine 5'-(hexahydrogen pentaphosphate) catabolic process; diadenosine hexaphosphate catabolic process. Gene Ontology annotation, cellular component: nucleus; cytoplasm.